Messenger RNA from Oncorhynchus nerka (sockeye salmon), 1545 nucleotides. RefSeq names its product cAMP-regulated phosphoprotein 19-like. Gene Ontology annotation, cellular component: cytoplasm. The transcript is spliced from 3 exons. NCBI's taxonomy places the organism in Eukaryota, Metazoa, Chordata, Actinopteri, Salmoniformes, Salmonidae. Bases 131 to 493 code for a protein of 120 amino acids. Gene Ontology annotation, molecular function: protein phosphatase inhibitor activity. The record is from RefSeq and is a predicted model, not a curated record.
GGCAGACAUAUUUGUGCGGGCUGAUAGUUAACGGUCGGACGGAUUCGUAUGGGGAGAGGAAGCCAGGGCAAGGAUUUAGUUCAGAUUGUGUUUACUUCUCGACUUUGCCAGGGAUCGAGGUUACACUGAAAUGUCGGAGGAAAUUGAGGGGACAAAGACGACGGAGGAGACGGUGGUGAAUGACCAGAAUGAGAUGGACGACAAGGUGACCAGUCCAGAGAAGGUUGAGGAGGCCAAGUUGAAGGCUCGCUACCCAAACCUGGGGCACAAACCUGGAGGCUCCGACCUGCUACGCAAACGCCUGACCAAGGGGCAAAAGUAUUUUGACUCUGGGGACUACAACAUGGCCAAGGCCAAGGUGAAGAACAAGCAGCUUCCUGCAGCCACGUCAGAGAAGAGCGGAGGAGGAGAGAUCACAGGAGACCAUAUCCCCACACCUCAGGACCUGCCUCAGAGGAAACCUUCCCUGGUGGCCAGCAAACUGGCCGGCUGAUACACACACUGUCCUGUCUCUAACCCUGUCAAUACUCCUAACAUUCACCCUGCUACACCUGUUCCUGUCUCACUACCUCUCCCCCAUCUACUUCUGCCCCAGCCCCAGAGAGACCCUUCCCUGGUGGCCAGCAAACUGGCACACACCUCUAACCGCCUGUCCCUGGUUCUGUCCCUCAUCCUCUUCACCCAGUCCUCUCUGCUUCCCCUCACCUUCCACUCUGUUAUGGCUCCCUCUUCUUCCUGCUCUUCCUCCCCUCUGUUCUUGUUUAUUUUCUAUUCUCAUGUAAAAAUACACUGAAAGCAAGGAUGAGGAUGUGUAGAAGGGAGAGAGAGGGAGGACUGGGAUGACUCUACUACAGGAGGAGACUUUAAAGAUGACCACAACUCUGUGUCCCAGAUGACACCCUAUCCCCUAAUAGCCCUGUGGGCUCUGGUCAAAAGUACAGUGUACAAAACAUUAGGAACACUUUCCUAAUAUUGAGUUGCACCCCCUUUUGCCCUCAGAACAGCCUCAAUUCGUUGGGGCAUGGACUCUACAAGGUGUCGAAAGCGUUCCACAGGGAUGCUGGCUCAUGUUGGCUGGAAAUCUUUUGGGUGGUGAACCAUUAUUGAGACACACAGGAAACUGUUGAAUGUGACAAAUCCAGCAGUGUUGCACUUCUUGACGCACUCAAACUGGCACCUACUACCAUAUCCCGAUCAAAGGCACCUAAAUCUGUCACCCUCUGAAUGGCACACAUACACAAUCUGUCUCAAGGCUCCACAAUCCUUCUUUAACCGGUCUCUAAUCAUUAAUCUACACUGAUUUGAAUUGCAUUUAACAAGUGACAUCAAUAAGGAAUCAUAGCAUUCACCUGAUCAGUCUAUCAUGGAAAGAGCAGGUGUUUAUAAUGUUUUGUACACUUGUGUAUUUAGGGAAUAGGGUGCCAUUUUGGAUGCACCCCGAAGAGUCUGUAACAUAGGAAGGAGGAGGGCCCAGACUGGAGCCACAGAGAGUCUGAAAUGGCACACUAUUCCCUAUGCAGUACACUACUAUCAACCAGUGCCCUA